AUGAUAGGUUGUGACAUCCCCCUAAGAAUAUUCCUACCAAAAGAUAUUGUCAGUAGUGGGACUUUCCCAACUUGGAAGGCUUUGGCUUGGACAAAAUUAGUCAUAGAAAUUACAUUACAUACUUCAAUUGGAAGUCAAACGUUUCAAGAAUCAUUCCCCAUAUCGAUUCUGCAAUUUGAUAGCUUACCCAUAUAUAAAGAGUUGGGUAAAGCUGUCGAUAGAAAAUGUACGUCACCUGAUUCCCAAGUACUUAUUGAACUGCAAUUAGCACGUUCCAGUGUGGGACCUGGAGAUGUUAUCAAUCUUCAAUUGAAAAUCACCAAAUUAAUGUACAGAAAAAACAUUAGUCUUAAAGAGAUCACAUAUCUGCUUUGGGAAAUCCUAGAGGGCCAUGAUUCAGGUUUACCACGACAUAAAGAACAGCAAAUUUAUUCUACAAGUAAUGAAUGGUCACUUCAUGAACUUCCAUUAUCUACAAAUCCUAUACAACAUGAAUUCUCAAAACCUUUAUCACUACUGAGAGACUUUUUGGAAUUCCACACUUCAGAUUUGGAUAUAAAAGAUCAAUAUUUUAACCCUUAUAAUGAUCCUCUGGUGAUAGUUACUCUGUUGAACAAUUUCCGUAACGUGGAAGUCAUUGAUCAAUUUGGAAUACCCAUAACUCAUACAGAGGGGUUCACUAGUUCAGGGAAACUUUAUUCCGUACGAUUUGAACUUCGAACUAAAGUCAAAUUUUAUGGUAGUAAAUCGGUGAAAUUCAAUUUACCCAUCACCAUUUGUCCCUUUGAUUAUCAAACUUCAAAAUAUUUAUUGUAUUGGAUUGAAAAGGAAUGCCAACUUGCAAAGGAGUUAUUGGGUCCGGUUAUGUUUAGCAAGAUCUUUAAUGCCAUUGAUUAUAAGCUUGCAGCAUCUAUGUUAAUGAAGACAGUCCCCCCCACAACCAUAUACCGUGAUUGCUUAAAUGAUUGGACUCAGAUGGGAUACCCUUCCAAUGGAUUCCGUCAACAAAAUAUUAGGGCUCGGAUUGGCUUUUAUGUGGAUUAA
Messenger RNA from Lizanozyma spartinae, 1044 nucleotides. RefSeq lists its product as uncharacterized. NCBI's taxonomy places the organism in Eukaryota, Fungi, Ascomycota, Pichiomycetes, Serinales, Debaryomycetaceae. Gene Ontology annotation, cellular component: division septum. The record is from RefSeq and is a predicted model, not a curated record. Gene Ontology annotation, biological process: division septum assembly. Bases 1 to 1044 code for a protein of 347 amino acids. The transcript has a single exon.